Bradysia coprophila is the source of this 658-nucleotide messenger RNA. Its product is annotated as vesicle-associated membrane protein 3-like. NCBI's taxonomy places the organism in Eukaryota, Metazoa, Arthropoda, Insecta, Diptera, Sciaridae. Gene Ontology annotation, biological process: vesicle-mediated transport. The record is from RefSeq and is a predicted model, not a curated record. Gene Ontology annotation, cellular component: membrane.
UCACAAUAUUGCAGUUUCAAUUUGAUUAGAGUGAAAGAGUGAACAUAUUGGUUUCUGCUUGAAGCAGAAAAAUUCCUAAAUUUCAAUAACAAAUUGCGUAUUACACACAAUAUCUCCUUCAUCCAAUUAGUUUGCAACAAUGGAUUCACCGAAUACAUCGUCGCCGUUUAGUGGAAACAGUUCAACCGAACCAAACGAGUCUCAGAAGAAUUUGGAGCUCACAAAGAACAAAGUCGAUGAAGUAGUUGACAUAAUGCGACAAAAUGUUCAAAAAAUCGUCGAUCGCGGUGAAAACUUAGCGGAAGUUGAUAAUCGAACUGAAGCGUUAAGAAACAGUGCUAUGCAGUUCCAGAGUCAUUCUCAGAAAUUACAACAAAAGCAAUGGUGGGCCAAUACGAAAAUGAAAAUUGCAUUGGGUGUCGUUGGAGUAAUUCUGAUUAUAAUUAUCAUUGUUUGGAUUGCUUCUUAGCUAUCAACAGUACCGCAAUUCAAAAGAUCCUAUUUGCUGAUGGUCAGAAUACGUUAAAAAUACAAACACUGUGUGCAAUGUAAUUCUCGAGGGGGUGACAGCUAAAUUGUUUUCUUCCAAUUAUGUUUGUCACCUCCUCGAUAAAUAUUGGAAAAAUGAAUAAAUUUAAGACUUGCUUCUGCACUGUGA